UUUCUAAAGCAUUACAUUAUUUAACAUGCCCGAUGAGAGGAUUUUGCUGGUAACGGGAAUUCCAUCGAGUGCGUUCAACGGUGAGUAUCUUUAUAAGCUUUUUGGUGAAUAUGGGGGAUUACAACAAAUAAGAAUAGGCUCCUCUUCCCUUACUAGGGGUUGUGCAAUAGUCAUAUACGAGCAAUGUGAGUCAGCCGCUAAUGCCGUAUCAGCGCUAAAUGAUUAUGCAAUUGGAAAGGAUAGGAUUUUGCGUAUUUCGGUAUAUGACGAAGCUAGGGACAAGAAGGCGCUAGAACGAAGAAAACGGAGAAGAGAUUUGCAUGCAGAAUAUAAGAAAAAUAUAUUAGAGUCUGUUACGGGAAAGGAUUAACAUGGAACACCCAAAUUCUUAAGCGAUGAGUUUGCUUUAA
Phytomonas sp. Hart1 is the source of this 410-nucleotide messenger RNA. NCBI's taxonomy places the organism in Eukaryota, Euglenozoa, Kinetoplastea, Trypanosomatida, Trypanosomatidae. The record is from the annotation of a GenBank genome assembly.